This is a messenger RNA of Elaeis guineensis (African oil palm), 1822 nucleotides long. RefSeq names its product sucrose-phosphatase 2. Gene Ontology annotation, biological process: sucrose biosynthetic process. Gene Ontology annotation, molecular function: magnesium ion binding; sucrose-phosphate phosphatase activity. The record is from RefSeq and is a predicted model, not a curated record. NCBI's taxonomy places the organism in Eukaryota, Viridiplantae, Streptophyta, Magnoliopsida, Arecales, Arecaceae.
CCAUCGAAUUUGGAUCGAGAAUAUAACUUCCCUUCCUUGCCGUCGCCAUCUCCACAUCUAUCAGCAUCGCGAGGCGGAAACUCACCCGAAAAGCCCUACCUUUAACUCCCGGCGAUCAAAAUUCCGAUCCCUGAUCUCCUCGAGCCACACCGAGACUAUCUGGGCUUUGUGUAGUCUUACCAAGAAAAAUGAAUAGGCUCAACGGUCCUGCCCGUCUCAUGAUUGUUUCAGAUCUUGAUCAUACGAUGGUUGAUCAUCAUGAUCCUGAGAAUCUCUCACUGCUAAGGUUCAAUGCAUUGUGGGAAUCCCUUUACCGCCACGAUUCUCUGUUGGUUUUCUCGACCGGCCGAUCACCUACACUUUACAAGCAGCUAAGGAAAGAGAAGCCCAUGCUGACACCAGACAUAACAAUCAUGUCGGUUGGUACGGAGAUAACAUAUGGUGAAUCAAUGGUGCCCGAUGAUGGCUGGGAGAAUGUUUUGAAUCAGAAAUGGGAUCGGAACAUUGUCAUAGAGGAAACAUCAAAGUUUCCCCAACUGUCAUUUCAGUCAGAAACAGAGCAACGACCCCACAAGGUUAGCUUUUACGUAGACAAGGCACAUGCUCAAGAAGUUGUGAAGUCUCUUUCAGAAUGUCUAGAGAAACGCGGGUUGGAUGUGAAAAUAAUUUACAGUGGUGGAAUGGAUCUUGACAUAUUACCUCAAGGUGCCGGCAAAGGACAAGCUCUUGCUUAUUUGCUUAAAAAGUUCAAGUCAGAUGGCAAACCACCUGUUAAUACUCUUGUUUGUGGUGACUCUGGCAAUGAUGCUGAAUUGUUCAGUAUUCCAGAUGUUUAUGGUGUCAUGGUCAAAAAUGCCCAAGAGGAGUUGCUACAAUGGUACGCAGAAAAUGCCAAAAACAACCCUAAGAUAAUUCAUGCAACUGAAAGAUGUGCUGCUGGUAUUAUCCAAGCUGUUGGCCACUUUAAGCUAGGUCCCAAUACAUCCCCGAGAGAUGUUACGGAUUUAUCAUGUUGCAAGACAGACAAUGUCAGCCCUGCCUAUGAAGUAGUCAAGUUUUACUUGUUGUAUGAGAGGUGGCAUCGGGCAGAAGUUGAAAAGUCUGAAGAGCAUAUCCAAAACUUGAAGACUACUUGUCAUCCAACUGGAAUAGUUGUUCAUCCCUCUGGAGUUGAGCAUUCUUUUCAAGAAUUCAUCAAUGCAUUUGGAUCAUGCUAUGGUGAUAAACAAGGAAAACAGUUCCGAGUGUGGGUUGAUAAAGUUUUCACUUCAGAGAUCAGUUCAGAUGCUUGGCUGGUGAAGUUUGAUAAGUGGGAGUUGGCUGAUGAAGGGCGGCAAUGUUGUUUGACUAGUGUUCUUCUGAAAUCAAAGCCUGAAAAUCCGGGUGGCUUUGUCUGGGUGCAUGUCCAUCAGACAUGGCUUGAAGGAUAUGUGGCGAAUGAUCAACGUGCCUGGGUCUUGUAGGUCAUGCAUUUUUCCCAAUAACUGCCAGAGAAUUUUAUCUGUUUAACCUAUAAUAAUUAUGGACUAGAAUAGUGCUCUAUUUUUGAGCCAUUUUGUCCAGUCAUGCUGUGUUGGAGCUGUUCAGAGAACGUUUUAAUAUUUCUUCAGUUUGUGGAUGUAAAACUGCUCUUGCAGUCUUAUAUUUUCUGAGGAGUUCUGUGAGAAUGGUGUUAACAGUACCAUCUUGAUUGUUUUACAUCACUGUUUGAGAUGGCGUAUUUUAAGGAUGGUUUGAGGACAGAUUCUUGUGUGCCAUAUAUGGCUAACAAUCUAAAUUUUUAAAAUAUCAGAAAUUUGAUGGGGAUUCUGAGUUUUAGAAG